UAUGAUUUGUGAAGAUGAAAGGUUUACAUAUAUGUGUUUCUUUUAGCUUAGUUACAGCAAGGAAAGUUAAUGAGCAUUCUCUCCAAAUGAAGACAACAGAACCUUUUUGCUAACAUAGAAAGUCGUUUGUUUCAAACACAGUUCCAGCGGGGAAGUGAGGAGACACAUUUCUUCGCCAGAGGACACCUCCAGGAGAAUGAGACCCUCCUGAGCGAAACAGCCUCACCUCCAAUUCAAGCAACCUCUCUGGCAACAUUCUCCCAAGAGCUGCGACUCGGCAGCCUAAAAAUGCCACUUUUUAGCUGGGUGAAAUGGCCGAAAAAUGAUUCCUACAAACAAACACACUAUGCUGGAUCAGAUGUAGUGACAAAGACUCUGCUUCGGGAAUUAAAAUGGCAUCUAAAGGAGCGUGAGAGAUUAACACAAGAGAUCGAAAAUGAACAAAAAGUUAAAAAUACAGGCGUGGAUUACAACUGGCUGAGAAACUACCAGAAUCCUCAUCCGACCAUCCCAGCUACCGAGCAAAGACAGCUGGAAGUUCUCUGCUCACAACUGCAGCCUUGUCAAACCGGAGCUGUCCUCAGCAGAUUUCGAGAACUCUUGGCAGAAAAUGAUGUACUUCCCUGGGAAAUUGUCUACAUCUUCAAGCAAGUUCUAAAAGACUUCCUCAGCAGCGCUGACAAAGAGGGUCAUCGUGCUGGCCUGUGGGACUCUGUCACCUGUCCCCCAGCCCCUGCGCUACCAGACGAAAGCUCUGAGAGGCCAGACAAAGAUGAAAUACCCACGAUUUCAAGCUAUGUAGACAGAAAUGCCAAGAACAGGUUCCCACCAUGUUCACAUAGAGUAUGGAACCUGCCGUACUAUGACCCACCAAGGUAAGGCGUUGCCAGGACCACGUUACAGUCAGAACACUUAGCAUUAACAAGAGGGAUCAGUAACAUGACCCCAAGUUUCUUUGCUACAAGGUCAGAGGUUAAAAUUCCUAUGCUGCCAACCGGGUUUAAGCAGUAUUUUUUCUAACCAUUCUAAAUACUCGAUAUUUUCAUUGAAAAGUGUGCUUUUAACUAAAAUGUUGUGUAAACGAUUGAAGUAUUUUCUUAUACAUGUCACAGAACUAAUGAAAUUUAAUAAGAAGUUUGACAUAUUCUUUGUGAAACUUAAUUAACCUUGACCUUUACUGAGAGCCCAUGUGUAGAAUAAAUGAU
This is a messenger RNA of Meriones unguiculatus (Mongolian gerbil), 1205 nucleotides long. It is a transcript of the gene Rd3l, whose product is annotated as RD3 like. The coding region runs from base 289 to 879 and encodes 196 amino acids. NCBI's taxonomy places the organism in Eukaryota, Metazoa, Chordata, Mammalia, Rodentia, Muridae. The transcript is spliced from 3 exons. The record is from RefSeq and is a predicted model, not a curated record.